Naegleria fowleri is the source of this 1446-nucleotide messenger RNA. RefSeq lists its product as uncharacterized. The coding region runs from base 1 to 1446 and encodes 481 amino acids. Gene Ontology annotation, biological process: NLS-bearing protein import into nucleus. The transcript has a single exon. Lineage: Eukaryota; Heterolobosea; Eutetramitea; Acrasida; Naegleriidae. The record is from RefSeq and is a predicted model, not a curated record. Gene Ontology annotation, molecular function: nuclear import signal receptor activity; protein binding. Gene Ontology annotation, cellular component: nucleus.
AUGCAUCAUCAUCAGCCAAACAAUCCGAAUAGCAAUUCAUUCGUAUUUCCGAGAGAAGACAAUAGAAAGAAAAAUUCCAUCAAAACUCUCAGCGAAAUAUCUUACACCAAUCGAAAGCAGCAUCGAAUUGACAUUCAAAGACAGUCCUACAAGAACAAAAAGAAUGAAUUACUAAAUCAAUUAAAAAGAAAAAAGGAAACUGAUCAUGGCACAAGUAACGGACUCGAACUCGAUCUGUCUGUCGGAAACAUUGGAGUUUAUCUUGAACAAUUAUCCUCUUUAUCCAAUAAUUUGUCUCAAAAAUUGAGUGCCAUCAAGCAGUGCCGAAUGAUUCUUUCUAAAUGCUCUUCAGAAACGUUGAAUGAUAUUUUGAAUGAAUAUCCUCAGUUAGUUCAUGUAUUUCAUCAUCAUCUUACGAGCAAAUAUUCAGAAUUACAAUUAGAAUCUGCAUGGUGUAUUACAAAUAUUGCAGCUGUUAGAGAUGAUUGUGUGGCUUUUUGUAUCUCAACCUUAGUUCAAAUAAUUUCUAACUCUUUUAUUGACAUUGUUUUGCAAGAACAAUGUAUUUGGGCUCUUGGUAAUAUUGCUCUCGGAGUUCAUGAAGGGAAUAUUCUUCUUUCCACUGUGAUUGUGCAAAACGGAGCUAUUCCAUAUUUAGCCAACAUUAUUAGGGCUUGCAGAGUCAAUGAAGUCGUCAAAACAACACUGUGGUGUGCCUCUAACAUAAUCAAGAAUGAAUUAUUACAUUUGCAUACACAAAGUGAGCCACAACAAUUAAUUUGGAACUCGUUGGGAAAUUUAUAUGAACCAAUCAUCUACUUGUUGUUGAAAAGACAAGCAACAGAUGUGGAAAUCAUUUAUGAACUUCUUUUUGUUUUAACUUAUUUAACAGCCAUCCCUGUACAAUUUAGUGAUGAAUCUCACUCAAAGAAUUUUCUUUCUCAAAUGGCACAGAUUUGUGUUAAAUAUCUCAAACUACAGAAUUGUGCAUUUAAUGUGCCAAUAGUUCGAUUACUUGGAAAUUUGUUCAGCCAGGUUAACCUUUUUUCACUUUUGGAUCAGACAUUUGCAUUUGAGCUCAUGAAUUUGCUCAUUUCGUUGAAAGACAAGAACAAAGAAUGGUGCUACAUGAUGAGUAACAUCAGUUCAUUUGAAGAAAUCAACGAAAUACUUGUACAAAAUUACUCUCUCAUUGAGGUAAUGAAUCACAUUAUUGCGCAAGAUGCAUCCUCUAAUGAUAAGGAACUGCUUCGAGAAGCAACAAUUGCACUCAUCAACCUUGUUACAGCCAACCAAAACAAACACCUAACAAUACCAAUUGCACAGCUUAUUGCAAAACAGAUUGCACCCAAUUUUAUCGAUGACGAUUCUGAGCUAAAUCAACAAUUUAAGUCAAUACUGGAACAAUUUUGUGGAUAUGUCUCUGCCCUAUUUCCUUGUCUGUAA